Messenger RNA from Candida tropicalis MYA-3404, 360 nucleotides. RefSeq lists its product as uncharacterized. The record is from RefSeq and is a predicted model, not a curated record. Lineage: Eukaryota; Fungi; Ascomycota; Pichiomycetes; Serinales; Debaryomycetaceae. The coding region runs from base 1 to 360 and encodes 119 amino acids. The transcript has a single exon.
AUGAAUCUCAACAGGAAUAAUGUAAUGGUGAUAUCUCCUCUCCUCUUCUCUUCUCUCCUCUCCCCCCCAAAUGUAUCCCCACCACAACCAAAAUACAAACUCACCGACAAUGUUACACUGCGUUUAACAAAAAAAGAAAAAAGAAAGAAAGAAAAAAAAAAAAAGAAAUUUUUUAUUUGCCCGGUAUGCAUGUUACACAAAAUGAAGAAUAAUUUAGAGAAAUUUAUAUAUAGAAAUAAAUUUGUGCAUCACCACCAAUCACCACUACAAACACCACCACUUCUACCACUCCCAGUACUUCCACCACUAACACUAACACUAACACUUACACUUACACUAACACGAACUAACACGAACUAA